AUGGCUAUGAAAUAUGAAGAAAGAGGCAGUCCAUUCUGGGAGGCUGAUUGCUACCUGCAGAAAGCACAGGAUGCCAUAUCACGAAGUCUUCACGAACUUGCUUCAGUAACCAUUAAAAGUGACGACGGACAGAAUAAAUUUCUGAGACGACAGCGUCAGUCAUCAUCAGAUAUUCAUUCAUCUUCUACUUACCGAAAGAAUUCUUUUCCUUCUGCAUUUGUAUCUCAACAUGACAUAAGAAAAUUUCCACAGUCAUUCUCAUCAGAUGAUGACCAAUCGGCAAAUGCAGAAUAUUACAUGUCAUCACGUCGUAAGCGUUUUACACUUCAUCAGCGACGUAAUUUAACUGGUAGAAUUUCUGGAGAGCGUACAUCGAAAUCAACCUCAGCUUUAAAUAAAGUGCACAGGUCAGAAUCUACAACAAAUAGCAGUGAUAACGGCAGCAUCAUCAUCGAACGAAGAAAGCGAUCGACUCAGUUGACGACAAGGAGGAAGAGAGGUCAAUCGACAGCUGCAUGCAGUGCAAUAACGCCAGCGGAAGCAGCGUUUCUUUCAUUGAAGCGAAAUUAUGUUAAUUCCAGUUUGAUUACUCGGUCGAUAGCAGAAACUUGCUGCAAAUCAACUUCGACACAGCUAUUGGCAUCUAACGAACCUGUUGACACUAUACAGAAAUUUAAAGGACCAGCAGCUCGAAAAGCUCGUCGUCGUACACUUAGAUAUAAAUUGAAUUCAUUCACCAAUAAUGAACUGGAAACGAAAGGAGGAUCACAAACAAGAUUGAAUAAUACACAGUCGGGAAAAGCUACGUUUGUUCGACGUUCGAUAUCUGUCCGGGAGUUGAACGGAACGAUGAUCGAUUUUACUAAUCAAGAUUCUGUUACCAGGUGGACAUCACAAAUUCUUGCCGAAAUAGACUCAUUACCAUCCAGUAGUUUUGAUUUAACCGCACAAUCAAUUCCGCUCUCAUCACCUUUUAUCAGCACUGCCACUUCUAUCACUACUGAUAUUAUUACUACUGGUACUACUGAUGUUGAUAUCAUAUGUGCUGGCGAACCAGAAUGCGGUACUUUAAAACCAAAUAUUCAGUGUCCAUCAGAGAAUAACUCAGAUAUUUCAUUCGAAAUGAGUAUAAUCGAUUCAACAUUAUCAGCGCAGUCUCAUAAUAACAAACCACAAACUUGUCAUCGCACGCAGAAAGUCGAGUUGAAACCUAGUCGUUUUAUAAAAUUUCGGAAGACAAAUUCCUGGAAAAAAGAUAUCUGGCGUCAGUCAGCGGACAUUCCUGAAGCUUCCUGUACAGCACAUAUAGCACUAACAGCGCAACCAUCGAGUCGUCGCAAGCAGUCAGCACAUGCAGUUGUUAUCAGCGCACCGGAAAAUCCGGAAAGAUCAGAGAAGCUCCAUUUUUUAUCAUCAAAAUUCAGCAGCAAUAAUAACGAAAAUUUGCAAAGUCAUGCCAGUCUUAAAAGUGGAAGUGUUUAUGAAUCGUCACCUUUAUGGCGUUUCUUGUCACGUAAAAAAUAUCAGUCUUUCAAAAAAUAUCUAAAAUGGUAUCAGAAGGGUAUUCCAACGAUCAGCAUUGUUUCUGAUAUCGAAGUUUCGUUAUCUGGCAUGGAAAAUUCACCAGUAAUCACAAAUGACAAAAAUCAUCUUCCUGAAUGUAACUUACAACCAAAGUGGAGAAAUGAUGAAGUCGAAUCAAAUGGUGUCUUACCGGUAUCCAGAACUAAUUUAGCUUUAGCUCUGGAUGUAAAACCAUAUCAACGCUUCCUACGAAUGUCUAAUUCGGCUCAGGGAAAACUGCUUGAUUAUACAAUUUUAAACGAUGUGCAGUGGAGAAGCAGUAUUUAUGACGCUAAUGUGAAAAUUAAUAAUGAUGCAAGUAUCGGUAGCCGUACAUGUUUCUCGAUGGAAAGUAUCGAUUUGACAAAAGAGAGUGGAACAAAACAAAAGACAAAAGAGAGUACUGACGACAGAUUGAAAUUCUUGGGUGAAGCAAAGCGGAUUGAACUAUUUGAUGAAGCACCAUCUCCGGUUGCCAUUUGGAAACAAAGGGCUCAAUGUCGUUCACAGAAGUUGGAAACAUCUGAUGAUAUUGUUGAUGACACCAAAGAAGUAAAUAAUAGCAUCUCUUCAAAUUCGUCGUUAACAGCUGUUCAACAACCAGUUGAUAAAGCGGCAACUUUAGUUGCAACUCCAGUAUAUUUAAGUAGAGAUUCAAGUGAAAACAUUGAAGGAAGCAGUAAAUCGGUACACGGCAUCGUUGCGUCACUAAUACGAGCAGCGGAAGAGACACAUUUUCAGACACCGGAUAAACCUAAUUCAUUGAAUGUCAGUAAUAAAAAGUUUCAACAAGAACAGCCAUCUAUAACUACUACCACUACAACUGCUUCUGGACGACAGGAAAUUGGUACUCAGACGAGUCCUUAUUCAUUAUCCAGAUCUAGUUCCUUCGACUGGAUCAACGAAUCAUCCAUUGAGGAUCAGUACAGUGAAGAACUGGUCACUGCUUCAACAGAGUCUCCGGGAACUCCCGAGGACCCUGAAUAUUCUUUACUGAAUCGAAUUACGGAACCUUCUCGUAUCACUGACAGAGAAAUUCAAGGAAUGUUGCGCAAAAGUAUGGAAGCACGUAAUAGUCUGCUCGAGGAAAAGAAGACACAAUCAUCGGAAGAUAUUGAUGAAAGUAUAGCAAUGUUGUUGGAAUAUGCCGAGGAUUUGAAUGUUGUUUCAAAUCGAGUAUUGCAUUAUCCUGUUAUCAGUGAAAAUCUUACAAAGCAUGCAAACGAUAUUCGAAAUAAUGAUUCAGUUUUGUCACUUGAAAUUUCAUCCGAUAUUUCCAGAAAUAGGAUGCCAUCGACGAAUAAUCAAAAUGAAUUCUUCCGACAUUUUUCAUCAUCCACGGGUAAUAAUAAUGGUAGUGGUAGUGGUACCAUUAGCUUGGCUACUCAACAUACAUAUGUUGGCAAAGGUAAUUCACAGGGAUCAAUGAACGGUAGCAUAUAUGACAACGUAUCUCAUGGAAUUAAACAAAUUACAACACCUCAGGCAUCACUGUUAGCAAAUGUCAAUGCUACUGCAAUCACCACCUCUAAUAUUUCACUUCAGUUAUCUGGAAAAGAUAACAACAACGCAGCAAACCCAGCACCAAUAUCGACAAAAUUGAGUCAUGGUACUAUCUUAUCUCAUGACCCAAAAAUUCCGGACAAUUCAGCAUCACCGGAUGACAAUGCUAUUUCUCAGCGCGAUAUUAGUGUUAGCUCUGGCUUAGCUGAUAGCGAGAGUUCCCCGAUGACUCCAGGUGCUCCAACUGCUAUCGGCUUUCAUCAUAGCAGUAAGUGCAGGAAGCAACAGCCAAAUAAAACUAGAUCUCAGUUGGCUCAGAUAGAGAUAGAUUCAUCAUUUGAAAUGGACAUGGAUGGAAAGGAAGUUCGUCCACCACCACCGCCUUCUCCUCGUUUGGAUACGGAAAAGAAAACUUUAUCGGUGGUGCUAGCAUCUGAUUUGUUUGCCUUCAGUGCUGGACGUGUUCCGAAACGAGCCGAAAGCUGUGAAGAACUUGAUGUUGAUUUUACUGAACAGACGAGCGAUGAAUUAUAUGCGCUGAAGAAGCAGAAAGUCGAAGAAGAAGCAGUUGAAUGUGUUCGCUGGUUGCGUGAUGCUGGCUUUCCUCAAUAUGCACGACUUUAUGAAGAACAACGAUUUCCAAUAGAUAUUCGUUCAGUAAAACGAGAUCAUGAAUUUUUGGACGACGAUUCACUACGAGCUCUAUUCCGCCGUCUCAAUGCGCUCAAUCGAUGUGCUAUUAUGAAAGUCGAGAAUGUAGUACUUAGGAAACAUCCGGAACGGUUUGAUAUUAAUCCGCUGGAACCAGAUAUUGAUGAUGAUAUGACAGUCAUCAAUUAUGAUGAUGAUGAUGAUGAUGAUCAGGUGGCUAUUUCAAAUAAGUGGAAAUAUCAACGUAAUUCUCAAACCUGGUCUAGGAUUGUCCAAGAUGAUGAUACUGCUGUUACAUUCAGUGACACUGGUGGUAAUAUUUGGCGGUCCAGCGAGGAAGCGGUUUCCAGUGCUGAGCUUGACGAGGCAUUGCGAAUGUCAUUCGGUUAUGGACAGAAUCCAAGAAGACAACCGGAUGGCGCCUCAUGUUUCAGCGAUGUUGUUUAUGACAGGAAAAAUCAGCACGAUGUUACUACCAAUCCAGUUAUUGCCAGAAAUGAUCGGAAUUGUCCCGCAGUCAGUUCAUCAUCACCAACAAUGGCGACAGUAAAUUUGCAGCGGUCUCAAAGUGAAAGACUGAAGGAACGUGCACGAGCGCUAAUAAAACGUAUGGAUAUACGAUCAUCCAGCAGACGUCGCCGACAGCGUGAUUCUUCGGUGGCUGAUUCAGAAUUUCGCAUGGCAAGCAGAGUUUCGCAUUCAUCUCUCUCAUCAGCCACGACAUCGUCAUCACUAUCAAAAGCUGUUUCAAAUGUGGCUAGUAGAGAUUUAGUAAUUGGUGAUCCGGUGCUUGUCUCGCACUUCUCGGCCAGUCCACGGACUAUGCGUAUGUUCCCUGAUGGCUUAUCCAGUAUCCUCUCAUCACAGGCUGUCACACCACAAAUGCUGAAUCAGUUUCGUCGCCGUACUGCUGCUACAGCAGCGGACGAUCGUCCAUCUGAUGGAGUAACAUUUGCCGUGUUGCAACCAACUAUGCAACAACAACAACAACAACAACAGCGACAACAACAACAGCAGCAUCAGCAGAUGAUAUCUGACUGCGAGACGGGAUCUCCACAGUACAGUUGUUUUUCCUCACCAUCCUCCCGAAUUAGAACACGUUUUUUAGGUGCAAGUAAUCGACGUAUGGGUAUGGUACUUGAUUCUACCGGAUCAUCUGUUACCAGCAGUCAUCAACGUCAGGAACUGUUAUGUCGUAACAAAGCAUGUGAUAUGUCUUUCGACCGGGCUUUGGUACGUGAGUUAUCACAGCACGAUCACAAAACACGAAUUUACGAUCGAGUAGCCCAGGAUUUGUGUUCUGACAACACUGAUUAUGCUAGUCCAAGAUGUGGACCGGUUAAUUUAGAAGCAACGGCUUGUUAUGACAGACGUUCCAGAAUAGCUCAUUAUGAAAGAGCAUCAUCAUCAGAGCACUGCUGUGCCAAUAGCACGACCUUCUCUUCGUUAAUAAGAAACGGUGUGCAGUUUUCGGGUGAUGUUCUUUCUGAUAAUUCACUGAAAUCUGAUGAACUGAGGAGUCUUCCUAAACAGAAUUUGGACCGCGAUCGAGAUCUGGCACCGGCACAGUUAUAUGCUCGUUCUAGACUAGUUGUCAAUGCCGAUGGUUACUAUGAACAUAUUCCUUCAAAUGAUAUUCAUGAUACCUCGUUUGAACUGGAAGCGUUCUCAUCAAAUGAUUCAGUUACUGGUAGUGUUGCUGGAGCUGGUACCUCAGGAGCGACGGUAUCCGUUACUACAUGUCAUCGCGCGAUAUCACCAGAAUCAUCCUCCUCCAAUACAAGUAUCUCUAAUCAUGCUAGUCGCUUAAAAGCAGAAGUUGAUGGUCGAGGUGGAAAAAGGCUUGGUUGUGGUAGCAGUUCUUCAUUAUUCAACACAGUUAGAGGUAUGUCAGCGCAAAGGUCACAUUCUAGUUUAGAAAGUAGUGGGAAUGACGAUGAAUUAAUUUCACGGCAACAGAAGUCAGGCAGUGGUGAACGACGUGAUUCUGGUGUUGGCUCAAGUCUUUCUAGGUCACCCAGUGGGCCAACAACGCAAAGACUGCGAAACUCAUUGCUGUUUACAACGUUGCAUCAUCCAGAAAUGAAGUCUAAACAUUUAUCACCCAGUUCGUUGGAUGUUUGUUCUACUGAUUACAGCGAAACAUUUAUUGGUGACGCUGAUUUGGCACAUUGCGUAGAUGCUCUGAGUGUAGGUGAAAUGCAACAAAUACGCAAGUUGGCAUUCCUUAAGCUAUCAGUGUUGAUUGAAACAUAUGCUGGAAGCGGUAUUAGGAUUGGUAUUGCAGCUGAUAAUAAUGGUAGUGGCAGAGUGAGCAAAAGUUGGGCGGUACACAAAUUUAUUAGACGAAUGCGCAACAAUGACACUGUUAAUGGAAGCAGUAAAUCUAGUGGAACAGAACUUUCAACCUUUGGUUUACCGUUAGCAAUCAUCCAAAGUCGUUCUGGUUUUGCAUUACCUCGAUUUAUCUUGGAAAUGAUGCACUUUUUACGUAUCUUAGCCCCAGAUACUGUUGGGAUAUUCCGGAAAAGCGGUGUUCGUUCACGAAUUACCGAAUUACGAAUGCUUUGUGAUGUGGCACCAGAAGCAGAAGUUUUCACAGAUGGGAAACUUGACCCAUCCCAGGUGCACGACGUAGCCGAUCUUUUAAAACAGUACUUCCGUGAAUUGCCUGAACCCCUGAUGACCGCCAAAUAUUCGGAAACGUUCGCUAGGAUUUUCAUACAUAUUCCGAUGGAAAUGCGUAUAGAAGCCCUUCAGCAUGCCGUUUUGUUGUUACCUGAUGAGCAUCGGGAAGCUCUACAAACUCUGCUUUAUUUUCUUCAUGAUAUUGCUAAACAUUCUGCAACUAAUAGUAUGACGCCGCAAAAUCUGGCUGUAUGCUUUGCACCGUCAUUAUUUCAGUUAUGUGGUUCACGUUUGAGUAACAUCAGUCCGACAAGACGUCACAAAACGAUUGGAGCAGCAGGAUUACCGACAGAGCGUGAAAUUAAGGAGUCACGGGCUGCACAAGAAUGUCUCGUGCAAAUGAUUGAGCACUGUACCAAAGUAUUUAUCGUUCCGACUAGUCCUAGAUUGGAGCGUGACGAAGGUAGCAAGUACUGUAAAGGCACUGAACCGGAUGCACCAUUUCUGACUGAACUUGGUUUGUCCCAAGAUGGAAAUUAUAAAACAUACUUAUUACAAAAAGCGAGAGAGCUAUUAAAGGGACAUCGGGAUCGGUGGAAAGGUUGGAUUGUUGAGGGCACAGUGGAUGGUGUUGAAAUUUCAACCAAAAAAUCGACGGAUGGUCAUCCAUUGCGCUUCUUCCGCGUUUGGGUUGACAUUGAAGCACCACCUAGGGAGAUCCUCAUUAGGAUUGUUCGAGAAAGGAAUGUUUGGGAUCUUCAAAUUAUCAACUGGAGAACAGUGGCAGUAUUGAACGCCGAAAAUUGUGACGUUUUCCAAUAUGUUAUCAAUGAUACACCAUCACAUCCUACUCGUGACGCUACAGUGGUCAGGUUGUGGCAUAAGGAUUUAAAAGAAUUACGUGGUGGUUGUGUUCUGGUAGAGCGUUCAGUACAUUCCAGUGAAACGCAAAUGUUGGGUGGCAUUUCUAUUGCUGUGCUAUCAUCACAGUUUCUCGUUGAACCAAUAGCUGGUCGUUCCCGUGUCACCUAUAUCACGAGGACUGAUUUAAGAGGACGAAGUAAUAUUUGGUACAGUAAAGUAUAUGGACAGCUCAUAGCUCGACAACUUUCACGAUUGCGUGACUCAUUCAAACAGUUUACGCAUGUCGAUGAUGGGCCUGAAACGAAAGUUUGA
Molecule: messenger RNA, 7521 nt
Organism: Brugia malayi
Lineage: Eukaryota; Metazoa; Nematoda; Chromadorea; Rhabditida; Onchocercidae
Exons: 42
Coding region: 1-7521 (2506 amino acids)
Biological process (GO): regulation of Rho protein signal transduction; signal transduction; actin cytoskeleton organization
Molecular function (GO): lipid binding; GTPase activator activity
Source: RefSeq, a predicted model, not a curated record